Messenger RNA from Linum trigynum, 303 nucleotides. Lineage: Eukaryota; Viridiplantae; Streptophyta; Magnoliopsida; Malpighiales; Linaceae. The record is from the annotation of a GenBank genome assembly.
AUGGAAGGACAAGAAGAAGAAUCGUCCGCUGAAGAACAAGAAGGAUUGACCACUACUGAAGAACAAGGAGCAGGAUCGCCUACUACUGAAGAACAAGGAGCAGGAUCGUCGACCCAUGAUGAACAAGGAGCAGGAUCGUCCACUAUCGAAGAAAAAGGAGCAGGAUCGUCCACUAUCGUCAGGAUCGUCCACUCAUUUUUUCAGUACUGUACCAUCCUGCUCCUUGUUCUUGAGUGGACGAUCGUGACGAUCCUGCUCCUUUUUCUUCUUGGGUCGACGAUCCUGCUCCUUGUUCUUCAGUAG